Euleptes europaea (tarantolino) is the source of this 659-nucleotide messenger RNA. RefSeq names its product lysozyme g-like. Bases 32 to 592 code for a protein of 186 amino acids. Gene Ontology annotation, biological process: defense response to Gram-positive bacterium; peptidoglycan catabolic process. The record is from RefSeq and is a predicted model, not a curated record. Gene Ontology annotation, cellular component: extracellular region. Gene Ontology annotation, molecular function: lysozyme activity. The transcript is spliced from 5 exons. Lineage: Eukaryota; Metazoa; Chordata; Lepidosauria; Squamata; Sphaerodactylidae.
CACUGAAGGAGAUUAGAAACAACAAGGAACCAUGGCAGAGUCUUGUUAUGGCAACAUAAUGAAUGUUGAAACUACUGGGGCUUCUCUUGGAACUGCGAGAGCUGAAAGCCUGAAUUAUGGUGGAGCCCAAGCUUCAGAAACUAUUGCAGCCAGAGACCUAAAAAAUAUGGAGAAGUAUAAAGGAACAAUUCAGAGUGUCAGUGAAAGCACAGGCAUUGAUGGAGCUGUGAUUGCUGGUAUAAUGUCUCGAGAAUCUCAUGCUGGAACCAUCCUGGACAAUGGCUGGGGGGACCACGGAAAUGGAUUUGGCUUGAUGCAGGUUGAUAAAAGAUACCAUAAAAUAGAUGGUGCAUGGGAUAGUAAGGCACAUAUUACUCAGGGUGCCAACAUUCUGUGCGGCAUGAUAGAUGGUGUUGCAAAGAAGUUUCCACAAUGGACCAAGGAACAACAGCUCAAAGGCGGAAUUUCAGCCUACAAUGCAGGACUUCGCAAUGUUCAAACCUAUGACGGAAUGGAUAUCGGCACAACAGGGAAUGAUUAUGCCAAUGAUGUAGCUGCAAGAGCCCAGUUUUACAAGAAACAUGGAUACUAAUAAUGGUUUUAAUCUCCUGUUUGACCACUUUUAAGAAGUAAUUUACAAUAAACACCUUUAGUAAAAU